Messenger RNA from Rubroshorea leprosula, 723 nucleotides. Lineage: Eukaryota; Viridiplantae; Streptophyta; Magnoliopsida; Malvales; Dipterocarpaceae. The record is from the annotation of a GenBank genome assembly.
CACGUCAGCAAUUAACUGACGGAAGGACAAAAUUGGUCCCAAAAAUUGAAGUUUAAGGAUUUUUUUAGUACUUUUUGAAGUUUGAGGGUAGUUUUAGUCCAAAAAUGAAAGUUGAGGGACUGAAUCGGGGAUAUAACCUCGGGAAAACCCUCCCCCCAGUUGCAGAGCUCAGGCUACGAACUCCUCUGCUUCCAAGAAAAAUGGAGAAAUCUUUCACUCUUAUUCAAACAAUCGCCACGGCAGCUGUCUUCUCCGGCAUAUCCUUCUGGUAUGGUUUCAUGUUUGGUAGAGAAUCUGCUCGCAAAGAGCUCGGCGACUUGAUCGAAAGCCUUCGCAGCAAUAAUUCCGACUCUUCUUCAGCUCCUCCUCCGCAUUCUUGAUCGGUACGUCUAAGAGCUCUUCAUCUUCGAUCAUAAGUUCGUGUUCUGGAUUGUAUCAAUCUGUUUUCAAAGUUAUCUAUUAUUUCUAAGUAUGAAUGUCUUCUUCAAUCUCUGUAUGUCAGCAAAAACAACUUCAAAUGAAAGAACCGAACAGUUCGAUCUAUAUUAAAAGAAGAUUUGCUGAUUAAAACUCAUCCCCGUACAUGAUAUGAUAUGGAGAUACGAAUGCGGUUUUUCUGACACAUUUUGGGUUUUAGCAUUCCAAGUUUGGAUUUGAUGCCAAAAUUGUGAUUUAUAUACACUAUAGUGCUCUUUUGCUCUCUAAUAAAGCACGAAUCUUUAU